This is a messenger RNA of Limulus polyphemus (Atlantic horseshoe crab), 909 nucleotides long. RefSeq names its product prisilkin-39-like. The transcript has 4 exons. Bases 1 to 909 code for a protein of 302 amino acids. Lineage: Eukaryota; Metazoa; Arthropoda; Merostomata; Xiphosura; Limulidae. The record is from RefSeq and is a predicted model, not a curated record.
AUGGGUGACUAUACAGAUCACGAGAAAGUGUGCCUUACUUACACUGACCUAAUUUUACAGCUGAUUCUCGUGGCCAUUCUCUUUAUCGGCGCUGUUUUCGCUGAGAAGAAGGAGGAACUCAAGGAAUCUGAGUCAUACGCUUAUCCCGUAGGCUACCACGGCUAUGGCUAUUCACCCUAUGGUUAUGGUGGUUAUGGCCAUGGAUAUGGUGGCUAUGGUCACGGAUAUGUUCGAGAUUUCCGAUGGCUGUGGCAUCUUUAUUCCAACUAUCCGAUAGCAAUGGACCUGGUUCUUGUGGUCGUCAUCUUUAUCGGCGCUGUGUCUGCAGAGAACAAGGAGGAACUCAAGGAAUCUGAGUCAUACGCUUAUCCUGUAGGUUACCAAGGAUAUGGCUAUUCACCAUACGUAGGUUAUGGUGCAUAUGGUCACGGAUAUGGUGGCUAUGGAUAUCUGGGAGCUGGCUACGGUGCCCACGGCUAUGGUGGUCUUGCUGCCAGCGCUCGCCAUGGAGCUUACGGAUAUGGUGCUCACGGACUGAAUGCCAACGCUGCCCAUCGCAACCUGAACGCCUAUGGUGCCCAUGCUGGCUAUGCCGGACAUUACAGAGAUAUUGGCGCUUAUGCCCGUAACAAGGGAUCUGGAUACACAAAAGCUUAUGCUUACGACAAGAAGGCUGGUUACCACAACCGUGGUGGAGCUGUUGCUGGUUACGGUGCUCGUUAUGGUCUAAGUGAUAAUUCUGGCAGUGCCAGUCUUGGUGCCUAUGGUAAGUACGGACACGGUGCCUACGGUGCUGCUAAUUUGGCUGCUACCCAUGGUUAUGGUGCCUACGGUCAUCUGGGAGCCGGAUAUGGUCUUCAUGGAUAUGGAUACGGACACUACCCUGCCACCUACUACGGUUACCACUAA